Messenger RNA from Ilex paraguariensis (yerba mate), 480 nucleotides. The record is from the annotation of a GenBank genome assembly. Lineage: Eukaryota; Viridiplantae; Streptophyta; Magnoliopsida; Aquifoliales; Aquifoliaceae.
AUGGCCUCAGCCAUGAAGAAGGUCGAUAAGAUCAUCCAAAUCGUGCGGCUAAAACAGGUCAUGCAACGCUGGAAAACCAUGAGUCUCCGGCGGCGAUCAUUCCUCUCUCAUUCCGGCUCCGAAUCCGAUACCGGUUCGAAUCGCCGUACACCGCGCGGUUCACUGGCAGUCUACGUGGGCGCAGAACGACGUCGCUUCGUGAUCCCCACCCGGUUCCUGAACCUCCCAGUCUUUGUCGCCCUCCUCAAAGAGGCCAAGGAGGAGUUUGGGUAUCAAAUCAACAGUGGGUUGGCUUUGCCUUGUGAAGUUGGGUUCUUCAGAGCAGUGUUGGAGUUCUUGGAGAGAGAUGAGCAAAGGUUUUGUGGGUUAGGGUUAGAUGAGUUCCUGAAGAUGUUCUCUGAAGUGAGUCCUGAUUCUUGUAGAGAAUCAACCAAUACUUCUCAUUGUCUCACACCUCUUCUGCAGAAAGCUAGGGUUUGA